Molecule: messenger RNA, 2314 nt
Organism: Impatiens glandulifera
Lineage: Eukaryota; Viridiplantae; Streptophyta; Magnoliopsida; Ericales; Balsaminaceae
Product: phosphatidylinositol 4-phosphate 5-kinase 4-like
Exons: 7
Coding region: 6-2300 (764 amino acids)
Biological process (GO): phosphatidylinositol metabolic process
Molecular function (GO): ATP binding; 1-phosphatidylinositol-4-phosphate 5-kinase activity
Source: RefSeq, a predicted model, not a curated record
UUAUCAUGAAAGCGUGGGAAGCCACGGUUCGGAAGACUCAGGCCGCGGCGAAGAAACGAGCCCACAACAUAUUCGGAUCGAGCGCCAAUAGUAAUAAUCAUGUGUCUCAUAACGACGAUGAUACAUCCACGACAGGAACCGAUAUGUCCGAAGAGGAGAGUUGUAGCGCGGCGGGAGAAGUAUAUCAUGCUGAUCGAGUGCUCGCGAAUGGAGACUAUUACACGGGCCAUUGGUCCGAUAAUUUCCCACACGGGCAUGGGAAAUACAUUUGGGCCGAUGGUUGCAUGUAUGUCGGGGAAUGGUUUCGAGGGAAGAAAAUGGGGAGAGGUCGGUUUAGUUGGCCUAAUGGUUCGACGUACGAGGGGGAAUUCAAGAGCGGAAACAUGGAUGGGAAGGGAAUCUACACAUGUUCGUCGAAUGGCGGUAGCUAUAAAGGAACGUGGGUAAUGAACAUGAAACACGGCCACGGAGUUAAGCGUUAUAGCAACGGGGAUAGUUACGACGGGGAAUGGUGUCAUGGGCUUCAAGAAGGUCAAGGGAAAUACUCGUGGACGAACGGGAAUUGUUACAUGGGAGAAUGGAAAAACGGGAUGAUUAAUGGGAAAGGAUCUUUCAUAUGGGUUAUCGGGAAUCGAUACGAUGGAAAUUUCGAAGAUGGAUUUCCUAAAGGAAGUGGAACAUUUCGUUGGGAGGACGGGAGUUUUUACGUUGGGAAUUGGAGUAAAGAUCUUACGGAACAAAACGGUACUUAUUAUCCUUCCGGUGGCACUGCACCGGAAGGAAACUUCGAAUGGGACCCUCACGAGGUUUAUAAUGUAUACUUAAAAGAUCUCAAAAUUUGUCCUAACGAGAAAGUGUUGAUUCUACCGUCGCAAAAGAAACUCGCGGUUUGGAGGUCGUCUAAGGCUGUGGAUCCCUCGGCGGCUAAGCCGAGGCGAAUGUCGACCGAUGGGAGAUUAGAGGCCGGUCAAGAUAAAGAUGCGGGUAAUAUUAGAAUGUUGGAUAAUUUAAUGGAUCCGAGUGGAGUCGGUUCUCCUUGGUUAGAUACGACAAGAGCUAGCCCGAUCCGUAUACCUAAAACGGUUAGGCGACAAGGUGACCCUAUUUCAAGAGGGCAUAAGAAUUUUGAUCUUAUGCUCAAUUUACAAUUGGGUAUUAGACAUUCAGUUGGAAGACCAGGUCCGGCACCAACCCUAGAUUUGAAGUCAUCAGCAUUUGAUCCGAAGGAGAAGGUUUGGACAAAAUUUCCUUCAGAAGGUUCCAAACAUACUCCACCACACCAAUCAUGUGAAUUCAGAUGGAAAGAUUACUGUCCUUUGGUUUUCAGGUCUUUGAGGAAGUUGUUCCAGGUGGAUGCAGCAGACUAUAUGUUAUCGAUUUGUGGAAACGAUGCCCUUCGAGAACUCUCCUCGCCCGGUAAAAGUGGGAGUUUUUUUUACCUCACAAACGACGACCGAUACAUGAUUAAGACGUUAAAAAAGACCGAAGUGAAAGUGUUAAUAAGGAUGCUUGCAGCAUACUACAACCAUGUUCGCGCCUUUGACAACACAUUAGUCACGAAAUUCUUCGGCCUUCAUUGCGUUAAGCUAACCGGCCCUGCCCAAAAAAAGGUACGAUUCAUAAUUAUGGGGAAUUUAUUUUGUACGGGCUACUUCAUCCAUAGAAGGUUCGAUCUCAAGGGUUCCUCGCUGGGUCGAACGACGGAUAAGCCUGAAUCAGAGAUCGACCCAACAACCAUUCUCAAAGAUCUCGACCUCAACUUCAUUUUUCGACUCCAAAAAACAUGGUAUCAAGAUUUCCGAAGGCAAAUAGAUAGAGAUUGCGAGUUUCUCGAACAAGAGAGAAUCAUGGACUAUAGUCUCCUCGUUGGCCUUCAUUUUCGAGAGACCGCGAGCGAUGGAGACAAUGUCCAUUCCGUUCCUCAAACUCCACGCGAUAAUGGUGAUCCAGACUCGGAAGACCCUUGCUUUACUCGACCAGACAUGGAUCAUCUUCUACUAGAUCCCGCAGGGUGGGCUAGCAUUAGGCUUGGUGUUAACAUGCCGGCAAGAGUAGAGAGGAGUGAAAGGAGAAACGAUUGCGAGUUUCAGCUUGUGGGCGAGCCAACAGGUGAAUUCUACGAUGUCAUUGUAUUUUUCGGUAUCAUCGACAUAUUACAAGACUACGACAUCACCAAGAAACUCGAGCAUGCGUAUAAGUCGAUUCAAUAUGAUCCGACAUCUAUAUCAGCAGUCGAUCCAAGACAAUAUUCGAGGCGAUUCAGGGACUUCAUAUUAAAAGUAUUUGAGGAAGACAAUUGAAGAAUAAGGUUUUU